Molecule: messenger RNA, 2964 nt
Organism: Cyclopterus lumpus (lumpfish)
Lineage: Eukaryota; Metazoa; Chordata; Actinopteri; Perciformes; Cyclopteridae
Gene: smyd4
Product: SET and MYND domain containing 4
Exons: 10
Coding region: 241-2610 (789 amino acids)
Molecular function (GO): protein binding
Source: RefSeq, a predicted model, not a curated record
AAAAGAGUUAAUAAGCGCGGCAUACAUGAUGGCCAACUUCUUAAUGUAAAAUUGGCGGCGUAACUUACAUUUCCACCGUAAGGUACAUUUUAUUUUGAACAAAAUACUCAAUAUGUUGGUGAUAAACAUUUUCAUCCACGCCACCUUGACAGUCGAGCUCCGCGUGCUCCGCAGACACGCGAGAUACUCGAAACAAACCCUGAACGGUCCUGCGGUACUAAUGUGGUUUACAUGUAGUUCAUGAUGGAUCUUCCGUGCGUUCAGUGGCAAGAUCACGUUGCGCAGAAAUGGAUCGGACUCGACCCCGAGCUGAAGGAAACCUUAACUUCCCAGCGUGAAAUAGAUGAGCUUUUCAAAUGUGCCCUAACUCUGACAAGCCAAGAUGAUCUAGACUUGGUGAAGACGAUCUCCUCAGGAUACUCUGUACAGAAGGAUGCAGAGCGAGCAGCUAAAUGCAGGGAGAGGGGCAACUCCAGCUUCAAGACCAGAGACUACACUGCAGCCGCUCUGCACUAUUCACAGGGCAUAUGUUUCGCUCCUCAAGGAUCGGAGCAGCUGUCUCUGUGCUAUGCCAACCGCUCUGCUGCGCUCUACCAUCUGCAGCACUGCCAGGAAUCCCUUGAUGACAUUGACAAAGCUCUAAAGAAUGACUACCCCUCUCAUCUUCUACACAAACUAGAGGACCGUCGCACACAAUGCCUCAUGCACCUCUCUGUAGGUCAAACGGCAGAAGAGGAUCAUCACCAUCUUGCCUCAAAGAAUCACAAAGCUCCAGACAGAGUACAAGGAGCCUCUGCUGGACUUCUCACAUUUGGGAUUUGUCCUCAAGCUUCUGUUGGUUUGAGCUCGGAGAAAGGUCGGCACCUUGUGGCUGCAGAGACAAUAGCAGCUGGAGAGGUGAUCCUUCAUGACAGGCCGUACAGCUGUGUCCUCAUACCAGGGAUGGAGGAAGUGAAAGGGGAGGGAGGAAGGCAGGACGCAGAGAGAGGAGUGUUGUUUGGAGUGGAGCACAGGCGCUGUCACAGGUGUUUGACUGAAACACUGUGUCCCGUGCCGUGUGAGGGGUGUAGCUACAGCCGGUACUGUUCGACUUCCUGCCAGCGAGACGCCUGGGAGGAACACCACUGCUGGGAGUGUCCGCUGGGAGCAGAUCUGAAGAUGAUGGGUGUGAUGUCACAGCUCGCUCUGAGGGUAACUCUAAAGGCGGGGUUAAAAAACAUCCAAAUGGCCAGGGAUCCAAUCGGAGACGAGCGCACAGAGUCAGAGCCAAGCGGUCUAAAGGGAGAGUCCAGUGAUUCCUUUCCGCGUCACUCAAAUAAAACCGAUCCUUGUACUUCAUACUACGGUGACUCUUACCCGAGCGUGUUUCACUUGCGGCACCACCUGAAUCGUCAUAGCCCUGAUGUGCGUUUCCAGUGUGCAGUUACCAUAGCAACACUCUUCCUAAAGCUCAGCAAAGCAGGACCCCCACCUGCCUCUUGGGACCAUAGUAGACUCUUACGGGCAGACAGCCAAUCACCAGACAAGGAGGAAGGCAUUGCAGAUUGGAACUCGAACCUGUGGCUGCUGGGAAGUGCAGUUCUGAGGCACAUCCUGCAGCUGAGGUGUAACGCCCAGGCAAUUCUCAUGCUGCAAGAUACAGGAGCAGCAAACUCACCAGUGCAGUCCAGCAGGGAAAUCCGCAUUGCUACAGCAAUAUUUCCAACUCUCAGUCUUCUGAAUCACUCCUGCUGUCCCAACACCAGUCUGGUGUUCAGCACUGGAACCAGUCUGUCUGCAGACUUCAGUGAGGGUGUGACUGAGGACCGAAGCACAGCCCGUGGAGUCACUGUGACUAUCAGAGCAUCUAAAGGUAUCACUCCUGGACAAGAGAUCCUGCACUGCUAUGGACCUCACAGCAGUCGAAUGGCAACCCAAGAACGGCGGCGUCUCCUGCAGGAACAGUACUAUUUCCUGUGUCAGUGUGAGGCCUGUACCCUGCAGCAGCAGCAGCAGGAGGAGGAGGAGGAGGGUUCAGAGGGCAGGCAGCAGUGGUCGGGUAUUGGAGGCAGACCCCAGUCUGGACUCCUGUGUGGCAAGUGCAAAGGAUCUCUCAAAAAAAGCAGCGAGGACGGAGGAAAGGGAUUUAUAUGUUCGCAGUCAUCCUGUGCUCAUCGUGUGUCUUUAUCUGAAGUGAUCCAAAGGCUGCAGGAGAUCAAGGUUGGCCUGGAGAAGGCUGUGGACCUCAUGGAAAGAGAGAGACCAGAUGAGGCUCUGAGACUGUUAAGAAGGACCCAGAGUCAGCCUGGACUGAGCCUUGCAGAGACGCACCCAGUACAGGGCGAGCUGGCAGAUGCAACAGCCAGAGCAUAUGCUACAAUGGGUGACUGGAGUAAUGCAGCCUCCCAUCUGGAGAGAAGUGCUGUAGCUAUUGGCUCCCAGUACGGAGAAGACAGCAUUGAAUUGGGUCGACAACUCUUCAAAUUAGCUCAGCUGCACUUCAAUGGUGGUGCCAGAGGCCCGGCCCUCUCUGUCAUCCCCAAAGUCAGACAACUCCUCUGCCUUCACAGUGGCCCUCUCUGUCACGAAUUACAGGAGCUGCAAGCUAUGGAGGACUGUCUACAGGGGUAGUGAUGUAUGCAUGUUCAACUCAAAAUAUGCAAACACUUCUUGUGGCCACUGAUUAUAUUACCGUUCAUAAGCACUUGUGUGUGUGUGUGUGCAUAUACGCAGGUGCUGUUAUAAUGAUAUACUAAUUCAGUCAGCAUUGAAUUAUACUGUUUCAGAAGUGACUUGCAAGUCUGCACAGCCAGAGCUCAGGUAUACAUGCAGUGGACGGUAGCUCUCUGACCUCUUGGUCUCUGAAUGUAUCCAUCUAUAAUUUCAAUUUCAUGCUUCAGUGAUAGUCUUGCAGUCUGAGGCAACGUAUACACCAGGUACGUCCUGCUUCCAUGUACUUCUCUGAAUUAAACUGAAGUAAAUGAG